AAUUUGGAUCAGUGUUGUCCGGAGUCUUUCUCAAAUCUCAACCUAAAUAAUUUCAAAACGAGAAAACAAGAACAACCACUUGCUGGAGCUUGUUCUGUGAAUUCUUCGUUCGCCUAAUAGGUGAGAUAUGGCUCCAGGAAGAGAACUCAACGUUGACCCCACCAGUUGGAUCUUUCCUAUUCAAGUGUUGCUGGGUACUGUAAGACACGGAGAAGUUGAGGCAUGUAGCAUCUCCAAGGUUCCAGACAAGCUUAGAAAGCCAAACAAGGACGCAUACGUUCCGCAGGUUGUCUCCAUCGGACCCUACCACAAGGGAUCCCAAAACGAUCUCUUCAUGAUGGAACAACCCAAAUGGAAUUACAUGCUGUCUCUUCUAGGACGAUCCCUGUUCCAAGCGGAACAAGAGGGGAAAAUUAAAGACGGCCCAAGCACGGUGAAAGAAUGCGGCGAGACCAUUCUGGAGAUAGAAUACAUAGUUCGUGCCAGCUAUGGGGGGAACGCUCUAUCUGAACCACACGAGCUAGCAAAACUUAUGCUUCUGGAUGGUUUUUUCUUGUUAGAGUUUAUCCACAGGCUUCACGAGUAUAAGGAAUCCUUGAAGGCUGGGGAGAAUGGUGAAUAUGAUGACGACCCUGUAUUCGAAAGCCUAGACAAAGUCUUGUCUGUGUUGAGUGACUUGCUUCUGCUUGAGAAUCAAGUACCCUUCAUUGUUCUCAAGAAGUUGUAUAGAAAACUUUUCCCGGUUCCUGUUCCCGUUGAGCAAGAUCACCGUGUUGCUACUCUUGCAAUGGAAGCUCUAGGCUACUUUUCUGUUGUUCCUACAUCUGGUGCGGCUCAUCUUCUUCACCUUGUUUAUUUGUCCAUCGUGAACCAGGAGGAUAGAAAAAAAACUAGGCGAGCUCAUAAAGAGUUAAAGCGUUGUGCCACUAGACUUCGAGCUCGUGGAGUAACGAUAAGACAAGGAGGUAGAAGCAAUAUGAACCAGUUUGGUGAAAUCUUUAACUUUGAGAUAAAUUUCGACAAAGGGGUGUUGGAGAUUCCUCAGUUUCGUAUUAAGAAGUCAACGGAAGUCACAUGGAGGAACAUGAUUGCGUGGGAGCAGAGCAGAAUUAUAACCAGUUGCAAAUUGACUUCGUAUGCUUUGUUUUUCCAAGGCUUGAUUUGUUGUACGCAUGACAUCGAACUGCUGGAGCGUCUUGGAAUUAUAGUGAACGAAUCCGGGAAAAGAAAUGUAGAUUUGCUGAAGAUGUUUCAAACUCUGAGUGAGGGAGUUGAUCAGAUGGAUUGGAGUUAUAGUGACGUUUGUGGCAAGUUGAACUCAGACACGGGAACGAUAUCGUUAACAAAAUGGCCAAUAGUCACUUGGCAUCAGUGCAGACGUAUCAUUGCAAUUAUUGUUUACUAUUGCAAAAACUGGUACAGCAUUCUGAUAAAGGAACACAUUCCUACGGUUUGGAAACUCAUAGGAGUGUUGGCAGCUGUGGCGCUGCUAGGCCUCACUAUUGCACAGACAUACUAUUCAGCAAAGAGCAGUAAUAAUUAAAAUGUUUUCUUGUUUGGGAUGAUUUCACCGAUUCCAACUAUAGCAGUGGAGAAUUUUGAUUUUAAGAUUUAUCUUUUGUCGAAGUUUGAUUUUGUGAAGUUAAUAAGUUCCUAUGUUAGGAACCACUAAAUAGAGAUAGGACUUGUUUUAUCUUGUAAAAUCUGUUACUUGUUCUAUUCUGCAUUUAAGAAUCUGUUGUUUCAAUGUAAUGUUUGUGUAUCUGAAUAAUUGUCACAUUCAUCAAUAGUGCCAAAA
This is a messenger RNA of Vigna umbellata (rice bean), 1798 nucleotides long. RefSeq names its product UPF0481 protein At3g47200-like. The record is from RefSeq and is a predicted model, not a curated record. NCBI's taxonomy places the organism in Eukaryota, Viridiplantae, Streptophyta, Magnoliopsida, Fabales, Fabaceae.